This is a messenger RNA of Dreissena polymorpha, 795 nucleotides long. Its product is annotated as neo-calmodulin-like. NCBI's taxonomy places the organism in Eukaryota, Metazoa, Mollusca, Bivalvia, Myida, Dreissenidae. Bases 260 to 709 code for a protein of 149 amino acids. Gene Ontology annotation, molecular function: calcium ion binding. The record is from RefSeq and is a predicted model, not a curated record. The transcript is spliced from 6 exons.
UGAGUCUUAAAUCUUCACAUCGUUAUUUGUUACAUGUACUGAUUUGGUAUAUAACUAUUGUUUUAAAACCAUUUGUGCUCGCGAACGGUUCGGUUAUCAUUGACAUGAACUACAACCGAUAUAUCGAAUGAUCUUUAAGGCAUUUACAUGAUCAGUGAUAAAGAAAUACUUGACUAAAUCAUGUUUAUGUAGUCGUUUAUCUGAACAGUUACAAAGUAUAACACUUCGUGUUCAAGGAAUCAGUAACUGUCGUUUAUUUAUGGGGGAGCAGCUCACAGAUGACGAGCUUCUUGAUUGUAAAAGGGCCUUUGGGCUGUAUGACCGGGACGGAGAUGGGUACAUAAGUAGUCGUGAACUAGGUGCGGUUAUGCGCUACAUGGGUUACACACCAACAGAUAAUGAGCUAACAGACAUGCUGAACGAAGUCGAUUCUGAAGGCCAAGGCGAGAUCACGUUCCCCGACUUCACCUCCAUUAUGGCGAAGAAGUUGAAGGAGUACGAGGGAGAGGAGUCCCUGCGGCUGGCGUUUAGGGUGUUUGACAAGGACGAUAACGGCACGGUGACGACUUCCGAUUUCCGUUAUAUGAUGGAGAACCUGCGGACGCCGGUGUCGGAGAGCGAACUCGAAGAUAUGAUAAGUGACGCGGAAAGGGACCACCCGGGGUUCAUCACCUACAAUGAAUUCAUUACUUGGAUCUCAGGAAGAUGAACGUGGACAAUAACUGCAACUUUUAAUAGAUUGUGUUUGCAUUUAAUAUGUAAAUAUUUCAACCAAUCAAUAAACUAUGAACACAU